GUGGUUAUGCGAGAAGUCAAACGAAGCAAGAUUUUUGUCUGAGUUUUGAUUUUAAGUCCACGAGUCUACCUGUGCUUUGCCCGCGCGAUGACAAGAACGCAAGCAAGAAAUGGCAAUUGCUGUCAUUGAUUGUCCAGAUUAAAACAAGUUUCUCUUCCGCUCUAGUUUCUCCGGAGCAUUUCAGGAAUGUAGAGAGAGAGAGAUGAGCUCCAUGCUCACCCCCACCGUCGCCUUCGCCAACAUUAGUGCCACUCGUAUCUCGCAGAAGCCAUCGCCACCUCCUGUCCACCACACCUUGUCCCAAAGAAUCCACAUUCCUUCUCAUGUCUACAAGCAUCCAGCAGCCAUCCUCCUCGAGCUCUGCACUUCCAUGAAAGAGCUCCGCCAAAUCAUCCCUCUUAUCAUCAAGAACGGCCUCUGCAACGAACCCCUCUUCCAAACCAAGCUCAUCAGCUUGUUCUGCAACUACGGUAGCGUGGCCGACGCGGCUCGCGUUUUCGAGCCCAUCGAGGAAAAGCUCGACGUGCUCUAUCACACCCUGCUCAAAGGGUACGCAAAGAACUCGUCUUUAGACGAGGCAUUGUCUUUCUUUUGUAGGAUGAAGCAUGAUGAUGCGAAGCCCAUUGUGUAUAACUUCACUUACCUGUUGAAAGUUUGCGGGGACACUGCGGACCUUAGGAGAGGGAAGGAGAUUCAUGGACAGCUGGUGGCUAAUGGGUUCGCCUCCAAUGUGUUUGCCAUGACUGGGGUAGUGAAUAUGUAUGCCAAGUGUAGGCAGAUCGGGGAAGCAUACAAGAUGUUUGACAGAUUGCCCCAUAAGGACUUGGUCUCCUGGAAUACGAUAAUUUCUGGUUAUGCUCAGAAUUGCUGGGCGGCUUCUGCGCUUGAGUUGGUUUUGCACAUGCAGGAGGAAGGACAGAGGCCUGACUCCAUCACCUUGGUCACGAUUUUGCCUGCUGUUGCUGAUGUUGGGUCCCUGAGGAUCGGCAAAUCGAUACACGGUUAUGCUGUGAGAGCUGGAUUUGAAUGUUUGGUGAAUGUUUCGACUGCUUUGUUGGAUAUGUACUCUAAGUGCAAGUCGGUGAGGAUUGCUCGUGUAAUUUUCGAUAGGAUUGAGAAGAGGACUGUGGUUACUUGGAAUUCUAUGAUUGAUGGUUAUGUAGAAAAUGAAAAUCCUGAGGAAGCAAUUGCUAUUUUUGAAAAGAUGUUGGAUGAACGGGUGGAGCCAACAAAUGUAACUGUAAUGGGAGCACUCCAUGCUUGUGCUGAUUUGGGUAAUCUUGAGCGAGGGAUGUUUGUGCACAAGUUGUUGACUAGGCUGAAACUUGACUCUAAUGUUUCCGUGAUGAAUUCUUUGAUUUCCAUGUAUUCCAAAUGUAAGAGAGUAGAUCUUGCUGCAGCAAUAUUUAACAACUUACGGGAAAAAACCCUUGUCUCCUGGAAUGCAAUGAUAUUAGGUUUCGCACAGAACGGGCAUGUGAGAGAGGCUCUGAAUCACUUUUGCCGAAUGCAUUCUCAAAAUGUACAACCAGAUACGUUCACAAUGGUGAGUGUAAUUCCUGCUCUUGCGGAAUUAUCCGUGACGCGGCAAGCAAAGUGGAUUCAUGGACUGGUCAUAAGAUCUUGCAUGGACAAGAACAUUUACGUGAUGACUGCUCUAGUUGACAUGUAUGCAAAAUGUGGAGCUGUUGAUACUGCCAGAAAGCUCUUUGACAUGAUGGAAGACCGGCAUGUCAUAACCUGGAAUGCUAUGAUAGACGGAUACGGUACACAUGGGCUUGGACAGUCUGCUGUGGAACUGUUCAAAGCAAUGCAGAAGGGGACCGUCAAGCCAAAUGAUAUAACUUUCCUUUGCAUCCUUUCUGCUUGCAGCCAUUCAGGUUUGGUCGAUGAGGGUCUCCGUUACUUCGACAGCAUGAAGCAAGACUAUGGCAUAGAACCUACAAUGGAUCACUAUGGCUCCGUGGUUGACCUUCUUGGUCGAGCUGGUCAUCUCAAAAAAGCUUGGGAUUUUAUCCAAAACAUGCCUAUCGAACCUGGAAUUACCGUCUUCGGGGCAAUUUUGGGUGCCUGCAAGAUUCAUAAAAAUGUUGAGCUGGGAGAGAAAGCAGCAAAUAAGCUGUUUGAAUUGAACCCACAAGAGGGCGGAUACCAUGUACUGCUUGCUAAUAUAUAUGCCACAGCCUCAAUGUGGAGUAAAGUGGCCGAGGUGAGAAAAGUCAUGGAGAAGGAAGGGCUUCAAAAGACUCCUGGUUGUAGUUUAGUGGAGUUGAGAAAUGAGGUCCAUAGUUUCUAUUCUGGAAGCACAGAUCAUCCUCAGUCCAAAAGGAUCUAUGCAUUUCUUGAAACUCUUAUUGAUGAGAUUAAAGCUGCUGGUUAUGUGCCUGACACCCAUUCUAUCCACGAUGUGGAGGAUGAUGUGAAGGAGCAGCUGCUCAACAGCCACAGUGAGAGGCUGGCUAUUGCAUUUGGGCUUCUAAAUACCAGCCCCGGCACCACGAUACACAUCCGCAAGAACUUGAGAGUCUGUGGGGAUUGCCACAAUGCAACAAAAUACAUUUCCCUUGUGACAGGACGAGAAAUAAUCGUGCGUGAUAUGCAACGGUUUCACCACUUCAAGAGUGGAACAUGCUCUUGUGGAGAUUACUGGUGAAACUUGUAUUUAGGAUGAGUCGAUAGUUGGGAAUUUGGAAGUGUCGCUGCAAGUUAGUGAGGAAGUCUUGCAAUUUUUUUGCUGAUACAUUAGGUUUUACUGAAAUGUCAGGGGACCUUAUCAGCUUCCAUGGUCAGAUGGCAGGAUGCUGUCUGAAAAACACAUUGCAGAUUUGGAGAGUAAAGGGAAAACAGCAGUAUCCCUAUUUUGUAGUUUGUACAAUCACUCCAAUGGAUAUAGCCCUGAUCACAUAUUCACUUAAUGACUUAUACUGUGUUCUUGUCCCUUUUGGUCA
Messenger RNA from Rhodamnia argentea, 2948 nucleotides. Its product is annotated as pentatricopeptide repeat-containing protein At1g11290, chloroplastic. Lineage: Eukaryota; Viridiplantae; Streptophyta; Magnoliopsida; Myrtales; Myrtaceae. The record is from RefSeq and is a predicted model, not a curated record. The transcript has a single exon. Gene Ontology annotation, biological process: RNA modification. Gene Ontology annotation, molecular function: RNA binding; zinc ion binding; protein binding. The coding region runs from base 203 to 2653 and encodes 816 amino acids.